Messenger RNA from Phalaenopsis equestris, 813 nucleotides. RefSeq names its product protein VACUOLELESS1-like. Lineage: Eukaryota; Viridiplantae; Streptophyta; Magnoliopsida; Asparagales; Orchidaceae. Gene Ontology annotation, molecular function: actin binding. Gene Ontology annotation, cellular component: HOPS complex; endosome; cytoplasm. The transcript has 8 exons. Gene Ontology annotation, biological process: vacuole fusion, non-autophagic; intracellular protein transport; endosomal transport. The record is from RefSeq and is a predicted model, not a curated record.
CUCACCGUGGAGCAGUGGGAAGCCUUCGCAAAAGCUGUCCCUGCAAUUGAGGAUGCCGUAAACAAGAUGGCUGAUGAAAAUUUGCGAAUGAUCCGUGCUUCGUUGCCUGAGGCUGUUGAGGCUUGUAUAGAUGCUGCUGGACAUGAGUUUGAUGUGUCUAGACAACGUACAUUACUAAGGGCUGCUAGUUAUGGCCGUGCAUUUUGCAGCCAGUUUCCACGUGAUUGAUUUCAAGAAAUGUGCAAAACUCUACGUGUUCUUAAUGCUGUUCGGAACCAUGAAAUUGGCAUUCCACUGAGCAUCCAACAAUAUAAGCUUCUUACAGCGCCAGUUUUGAUUUGGCGUUUGAUUAAUUCCUACAACCACCUUCUCGCUUUGAGGGUCUCUGAGUAUCUUAAUUUGAAUCCAGAAGUUAUUAUAAUGCACUGGACAUGCACAAAGAUAUCAGCUUCUACAGCCAUUGAUGAUGCUUCUCUGCUGAACAUUUUAUUGGAUAAGCUGAAGUUGUGCAAAGGUAUAUCCUAUGCUACAAUUGCAGCUCAUGCUGAUAACAGUGGGCGGCGGAAGUUAGCUGCCAUGUAUGUGGAUCAUGAACCGCUGUCUUCCAAACAGGUUCCUUUGUUGCUAAGCAUUGGGGAAGAGGAUACAGCUCUGGUAAAAUCUACUGAAAGUGGUGAUACUGACCUUGUAUAUCUUGUGUUGUUCCAUAUCUGGCAGAAGAAGCCAUCUUUAGAUUUUUUUGGAACAAUAAAUGCAAGACCUUUAGCUCGAGAUCUGUUCAUCACAUAUGCUAGAUAAGGUUGUGUAUCAUGU